Messenger RNA from Daldinia vernicosa, 1213 nucleotides. RefSeq lists its product as uncharacterized. Lineage: Eukaryota; Fungi; Ascomycota; Sordariomycetes; Xylariales; Hypoxylaceae. The transcript is spliced from 2 exons. The record is from RefSeq and is a predicted model, not a curated record. Bases 81 to 566 code for a protein of 161 amino acids.
AUCAUUUUUCCAUUUUUCCCCCUUUAAAUCGUGACGCCUAAAUAAAUACUUACGCUCACUUCUUAGGGCUUACCUUCGUGAUGGCGGCUUCCGAUGAUUACACGCCGUUAUUCCCGAUCGAUCGCCCGGUUGAUGGGAAAGUCAAGAACUUCAUAUCGCAGUUCUACGCCAUAUCUGAUGACAGAUCAAGGGACGAGGAUUGGGUCAACUCCUUCCUACCUGAUGCCACCGUUAUUAUAGGAGAUAAGAUGGCAGUGGGAACUGAGGAUAUUCGCCAAAUGCGCAAGGGGAUGUGGGAAGGAGUGCAGACGCGAAAACAUAAACCUUUGGCGGUGUAUCCAGCCACCUUCUAUCCAGAGACGGCUUACGGCGAAGGCGAAAAAGAAAAACCGGCGGCCCGGUAUAUGAUCGAAGGGACGUUGAUUUCGACCGGGGAGAAGCUCGAGACCCUGGAGAUAACGUGGGCGGCGCGCGCGAUCUUAAAAGAGGAACGGGAACGGGGAGAACUGAAGUAUAAGCUUUAUCAAGUCUACCUGCAUAAGAAACUCGAUACCCACGACGAAUAGCUCGGUGACUUCUCUCGUUUGCAUUUGGUUUGUAUGUACCAUUUCUCACUCCUGUCCUGUCCUCUAGGUACGUGGUACUUGGACGGUAGAAUUGCGCGGAUAGGAAAUCCCGCCUGAUCCGUUUACCGCUAGGCGCCGGGAUGAUGCAAUUAUAUAAAUUCUGUCAUGAUGGACGCUUUUGGGUUUGCUGAAAUUGCAAAACUUAGGUACCUGCUUGCGCCCUGGGUACCUGACUUAAAGUCUCAAGUCUUAUGUGUAUUAUAUACAUACAUGACUUGACUUAGACGGAUGUCUCGCACACCAGUCUUUAACGAGAAACUAACUGUUCUAGAAAUAGAAAAAGAAUCAAUCUGCUCUCGUGCCUAGCGCGCAUACACAUGGUUCUUCAGCUCGGCGUCAGCUGAUCUUGUACGCCCUGAUCACGAUGGUGGGUUGGGGAUGGGAAGGGAGCGGGAGCGGUGGGAGAAGCUGGAGUCUAGAUAGGUGGCUGGCUGGCAGGGGGCGUGACUGGUUUGGUAUAUUAUUGAUUACCUAGUGUAUUGAUGAUAGAUGACGACGAAGUCCCGUGAUGAAAUCAUUCGGAGCAAAUAGUGUAUCAUUAUUAUUUGGAUUCCUGGUCCGUGACCUCGAAUGUGCCCCUUUUACUA